Dipodomys ordii (Ord's kangaroo rat) is the source of this 2952-nucleotide messenger RNA. It is a transcript of the gene Mpp7, whose product is annotated as membrane protein, palmitoylated 7 (MAGUK p55 subfamily member 7). Gene Ontology annotation, molecular function: protein binding. Gene Ontology annotation, cellular component: cell-cell junction; plasma membrane. The transcript is spliced from 14 exons. NCBI's taxonomy places the organism in Eukaryota, Metazoa, Chordata, Mammalia, Rodentia, Heteromyidae. Gene Ontology annotation, biological process: protein localization to adherens junction. The record is from RefSeq and is a predicted model, not a curated record. Bases 1 to 1524 code for a protein of 507 amino acids.
AUGUCAAAAUAUUGCCCGGAUCAUAUUGAUAAUAUCACAGCUGUCAAAAUUCUUGUCCUGAUGCUUUCUAUUAAGAACCAGGUUGCUAGAAAGAUUCAUGAAAAAUUGCACUACUAUGAGAGACAGAGUCCUGUGCCCAUUCUUCACAGUGCAGCAGCUUUGGCCGAUGACCUGGCCGAAGAGCUACAGAACAAGCCAUUAAACAGCGAGGUCAGAGAGCUGUUGAAACUGCUGUCAAAACCCAACGUGAAGGCUUUGCUCUCUGUUCACGAUACAGUGGCUCAAAAGAAUUAUGAUCCUAUAUUGCCCCCUAUGCCUGAUGAUAUUGAUGAGGAGGAGGACUCUGUGAAAAUAAUCCGUCUGGUUAAAAACAGAGAACCACUGGGAGCUACCAUUAAAAAGGAUGAGCAGACUGGGGCAAUCAUUGUGGCUCGAAUCAUGAGAGGAGGGGCUGCAGACAGGAGUGGUCUUAUUCGUGUUGGUGAUGAGCUUAGGGAGGUGAAUGGGAUACCAGUGGAGGAUAAGAGACCUGAGGAAAUAAUACAGAUCUUGGCUCAGUCUCAGGGAGCCAUUACAUUUAAAAUAAUACCCAGCAUCAAAGAAGAGACACCAUCUAAAGAAGGCAAGAUGUUUAUCAAAGCCCUUUUUGACUAUGACCCUAAUGAGGACAAGGCAAUCCCAUGUAAGGAGGCUGGACUUUCCUUCAAGAAGGGAGAUAUUCUUCAGAUUAUGAGCCAGGAUGAUGCAACGUGGUGGCAGGCGAAGCAUGAAGGUGAUGCCAACCCCAGAGCCGGCCUGAUCCCCUCAAAGCACUUCCAGGAAAGGAGAUUGGCUCUGAGACGACCAGAAAUACCAGUUCAGCCCUUGAAAGCUUCCAACAGGAAAUCAUCUGGCUUUAGAAGAAGUUUCCGUCUUAGCAGAAAAGAUAAGAAAACAAAUAAAUCCAUGUAUGAGUGCAAGAAGAGCGAUCAGUAUGAUACAGCUGAUGUGCCUACAUAUGAAGAAGUCACACCAUAUCAGCGACAGAUGAAUGACAAAUACAGGCUUGUUGUCUUGGUUGGCCCUGUAGGCGUGGGGCUGAAUGAACUGAAGCGGAAGCUGCUCAUCAGUGACACUCAGCAUUAUGGAGUAACGGUGCCCCACACCACCAGAGCAAAACGAAGCCAGGAGAGCGAUGGCGUUGAAUAUAUUUUCAUUUCCAAGCAUUUGUUUGAAACAGACGUACAAAAUAACAAGUUCAUUGAAUAUGGCGAGUAUAAAAACAACUACUAUGGCACAAGUAUAGACUCAGUUCGGUCAGUCCUCGCUAAAAACAAAGUUUGUUUGUUGGAUGUUCAACCUCAUGAAGAAGACUUCCAAGAAAUGAUUAAAUCUGCACAGAUAAUGGAAAGUCAAUAUGGCCAUCUUUUUGACAAAGUUAUAGUAAAUGAUGAUCUCACGGUGGCAUUUAAUGAGCUAAAAACAACUUUUGACAAAUUAGAGACUGAUACCCAUUGGGUGCCAGUGAGCUGGUUGCAUUCAUAACUAAGGGAAAUUUCCACAAUUAUCUUUGUAAGGUGCAUGAUCCAAUCAGUUACCAUUUUAGUGGCAGAGGUUUAUUGUUGUUCUUUUUAAAAUCUGUAUCACUGGCAUUGUAUACAAUCUUGGUAAAGUUGAGUACUAGUUGUAUAUCUUUUUUUCUUCCUUAUUUAAAACAGUGUGUGACUAUAAGAUCUAUAAGUCCACAUUUUCACAAUUCUAUAUUCUUAGAAAAACUCUGAACCUUCUAAUGUCUUUAGUAUAACUCAAUCUGCAGUGUAAGAUUGAAUUUUUUCAAACACAUCCCUAGACAGUAUAGACAGGAAGGAGUGCCAUCCUUCAGUGAGCCAGAUGUGGUGACCUUCACUUGGCACAUUGCCCUUGAAGGUAAUAAUUGAGCACCUUGAAUGGCUCCAGAUAGAUAAGUCCCUUUGUUAUUUCCAAGUGAAUCCUUUUAAAUCUAAUGAGGCUGGUAAUGAGACAAACUGUUUCAGAAGUGUAAAUGUUUCCUUGCAUAUGCAAUAUGUUCAUAACACAUACAUUUUACAGUCUAAAGGAAUAACUAAAAAAUGGACCUUGAGCAAGUAGUCUUUGUCUUAUAGUGCUUACCAAUUCUAUGGUAGAAAAUGUAAUACAUUGUGCUAUCCAAACUGGCCUCAGAUUCCUGAAUCUUUGGCUUCAGCCCCUGUAGUUGCUGGGAUUACAGGCACAUGUCACCAUACCCAGCUUGGAAAAUAGACUUAAACAUUAUUACAAACAUAAAACCCUUUAUGGUAUUAGUAAGCAUGGUGGUAUCUUAGGGUAAGAAAUGAUUAAAAAGGACUUUUUUUUUUUACUUACAGAGAUUCAGAAGACAUUUCUGGAGUUAUCAGAAGGUUUUCUAUUUAUUUCUUUUUUCAUUUUCUAACUUUGGAUUUUCUCAGUAAAUCAUAAAUAUAUGAUUUGUAUUCUAAAAUAUUUAAAGUGCAUUUUAUACAUUAGUGAUACAGUUAAAGAAACGUGGGCAUUUUUUCCAGUUUUUAUACUUGGUCACAGUUCAUUUAAAUUGUACUAACAUGUGUUUUAGAGAACUGUUUAAAUUGUACAAGGGAAUUUCAUCCAGAUAAGCAAUAGAUACAUAUAAUGUACUUUGAUCAAAUUCCCUGUCUGUAUUACUUUCCUAAUCACUGGGAAAACUUACCUGAUGUUAAUGUCUUUGUCACUAAAAUGAUCAGACACUGUCAUAACUUUGGCAUUGUUAAGUAGGAUAAGAACAACACUUACUUUGUAAGUGUUUAGAUGGAACCUCUUGUUUUCCUUUGUUACUACUGAUCUUCAUAUAGUAAAAACACUGCAGAUGCCCUCAAGUUCUGUUAGAAAACAUGCCAUCUUUGCAUGCAUGAAGUCUUGCCAGGGGAGAAUUACAGCUCUGUGACCUCCAAAAGAAAUGAUUUU